AAAUUGUCACUCGGAGGCUCAGAGUCGGGGCUAACAGUUGCUUGUGAACAGCUGACUGACUAAAUCAAUCGUAAUCAAAAUAAUCCAGUGUUAAUAAUCGCUUAUGUCAACGAAAAUUUGGAAAGUCAAGGUGAUGAGCAUUUGUAAAUUACCGUGCAGCUUUCAUUAUUGGUGAUUGACUUGGUAAAUUCAUGCGAGGAAUUGAGAAAUAAAUCGUCUCUAAUCAGGAAAUUAGAGUUGGAAUAAUAAAUUGGCAAUGUUAAACGUUGAGGACGUGAUAAUGGAGGAGAAAAUUGAGACGCUGAGCCCCGGAGUUGAGGAGAUGGGGUUGAGACAUCGUAUCCCCUGGAGCGAUCGUGUUUCCUUAAACAGUGACAUACCGGGUUUCCACGAGGUCAAAGAGUUGCUGGAGGACGACGAUGCCAGCUGUUUGGCAGAGGAGGAGGAUGGGGUUGGGUGUCCUCUUCCCUCCACCCCCGAGGACGAUCACCUCCUCGAUUGUGAAAUGACUGAAGUACUCAAGGCAGGAGUUCUCAGCGAUGAGAUUGAUCUAGGAGCUCUAGCUCACAAUGCAGCUGAGCAGGCAGAGGAAUUUGUUCGAAAGUACUGGUUACAGGUUUGGGAGGCAUCGUGGAAACAGUGUCAUUUUCGUAAUUUACCAAGGUGGCUGCAGGACAACGAUUUUCUACAUGCUGGACAUCGUCCACCCUUGCCGUCCUUCUACGCUUGUUUCAAGAGUAUCUUCCGUAUUCACACAGAGACUGGCAAUAUCUGGACUCAUUUAUUGGGUUGUGUAGCCUUUAUAGGAAUAGCAAUAUUCUUCCUAACACGACCGCCCAUGGAAAUCCAAUUCGAGGAGAAGAUUGUCUUUGCAACAUUUUUUGCUGGUGCAAUAAUAUGCCUUGGCAUGUCCUUCGCCUUUCACACUGUUCACUGUCACAGUGAGUGUGUUGGAAGGUUAUUUUCAAAGCUCGAUUACUGCGGUAUUGCAAUGCUCAUAAUGGGUAGCUUCGUACCCUGGCUUUAUUACGGUUUUUACUGCGAUUAUCAGCCAAAACUCAUUUAUCUGUCUGUCGUCGUUGCUCUUGGGAUCACGAGUAUUGUUGUAUCAUUAUGGGAGAGAUUUGGUGAACCCAGUUAUCGACCUCUCAGGGCAGGUGUCUUCAUGGGAUUCGGUCUCAGUGGAGUGAUACCUGCAGUACAUUAUGCCAUUGCUGAGGGCUGGUUCAAGGCUAUCAGUCAAGCCUCUCUCGGUUGGCUCAUACUCAUGGGCUGUCUCUAUGUGUUAGGGGCAUUGUUUUAUGCACUCAGAGUUCCAGAACGAUUUUUUCCAGGAAAAUUUGAUAUUUGGUUCCAGAGUCAUCAGAUAUUCCAUGUGCUGGUGAUAGCAGCUGCCUUCGUUCAUUAUCAUGGUAUUACCGAAAUGGCAAUGUACAGAAUGACUAUUGGUGAUUGUGCCAAUCCAGCACAGGUUCUAGCCUUUUAAUUGUUGUUUCAUUUAUACGGGUGUUAUGGAAUCUUGUAUCAAGGUGUCUCUUCAAUACUCGAGAUUUAUCCACUAUUUUAUCUAUUUUUUCAUUUCCUCGGUCGUCCAUAAUGCGUUUUUACUGAUUAUAGUUGGGAUAUUUUGGGAUUAUUUUAUUCUCAUUCAGUGCUUGAGAAAAAUUUACGUAAUUAAUCACUAAAAAUUUAGUUAUCUUUCGUAGUGAUUAUUUUUUUCAACGGAAAAAUAGAUCAGAACUCCAGGGAAAUAGUGGAAAAAAUAACGGACAAAUUUAAUUAAAAAAUCGUUAUUGAUUUAGUACCAAUGGAGCAUUAAUUUAGUACAGAUGAUUUCCCAGGGGACGUCUCUCAAUUCAUCAUACGAAUACUUUAUUUUCUAAAUUUUUAUAGAUUCAGGGGAGUUCUUAGGCAUAAAUUAAUUAUUGCAACAUGACUUUUUUUUUGGAAAGAUCAUUUUUGGAGGGACACGAGUGGAGCAAAGAGAAUAAAAUUAAAAAUGUGAUAAAUAAUUUAAAGAACAUCGACAAUUUUCUAUAAAGUUUCCUCAGGUGUUUAUCUUCCAAAUGGGGCUGAUUAUUCUCUCUGAAGAUAUAAUAAACAGAAGUUAAAUGGAGUAUCAUUUUUUCGCACUCAUCUGAACGAUGAAAUUCCAUUGGUUUUCUAGCCAUUUUAUUUACUUAUUAACUUUUUAUCAAUGCAAAUCAAUAGAACGAUUAAUCACUACAAGAAACAUCACCUAUAAAUGAUCUUUACAGAUUUUUGAUUAUUCAUGGUAAAAGGAGUCAUGUGAUGCUGUAUAUUAGCAUUUAUAUCUUAUUGAAAUCUUUAAAUAAAUAAAUGUGUAAAUAUU
Molecule: messenger RNA, 2353 nt
Organism: Fopius arisanus
Lineage: Eukaryota; Metazoa; Arthropoda; Insecta; Hymenoptera; Braconidae
Gene: AdipoR
Product: adiponectin receptor
Exons: 6
Coding region: 257-1486 (409 amino acids)
Biological process (GO): adiponectin-activated signaling pathway
Cellular component (GO): plasma membrane
Molecular function (GO): signaling receptor activity
Source: RefSeq, a predicted model, not a curated record